Strongylocentrotus purpuratus (purple sea urchin) is the source of this 2938-nucleotide messenger RNA. RefSeq names its product nucleolar RNA helicase 2. The transcript is spliced from 14 exons. NCBI's taxonomy places the organism in Eukaryota, Metazoa, Echinodermata, Echinoidea, Camarodonta, Strongylocentrotidae. The record is from RefSeq and is a predicted model, not a curated record. The coding region runs from base 43 to 2193 and encodes 716 amino acids. Gene Ontology annotation, molecular function: RNA helicase activity; RNA binding; ATP binding.
AAUAAUCCAGCGUGACACACUUUUCAACACGUGCAAAUUUAAAUGCCCACCAUUGAAAUGUCGCAGCAAAUACCAGAAAUCGCAAUGGUGAAUGGUGAUGAUGUAUCAUUAAAUGGAGAAAUUCGUAAGAAAAAGAAAUCAAAGAAGGAAAAGAAAAUUAAAUCUGAUGAUGCAGAAAUAGAAUCUCCUUCUAAAGAGGAAUCACCAUCAGAGGAGAAACCAAAGAAGAAGAGGAAAAAGGGCUCUGAUGAGGAAGGAGAAGAUGAAAUCAAGAAGAAGAAAGUGAAGAAAGAGAAGAAUGGAGAGGUUCAACAGAAUGGCAUCGUAAAGGAAAAGCCAUCAUCAUCAAAGCAGGGAGAAGUAGAUGAAGAGACCCAAGAAAAGAUAGGAGCCUUCUCAAAUUUUGGCAUAAGACCCAAAACCAUUGAGAAACUGCAUGCCAAAGGAGUCAAAUACCUGUUUCCCAUUCAAGCCCAGACUUUCAAGCCGAUUGAUGAUGGUUUUGAUGUCAUAGCACAAGCACGAACUGGAACCGGUAAGACUUUAUCCUUUGUUCUCCCGCUGGUCGAGAAAUGGCAGCAGUUCCCUCAGAAGAGCGGCCGACAACCCAUCAUCCUCGCCCUUGCUCCUACCAGAGAACUCGCCAAGCAGAUAUCGGAGUACUUUGAAGCCAUUGGUCCGCACCUCAGCACCACCUGCAUCUACGGAGGCACCUCCUACUGGCCCCAGGAGUCGGCCAUCCGGCGGGGUCUGGACGUCGUCGUGGGAACGCCCGGACGCAUCCUGGACUACAUCCGCAAGAACACCCUGGACCUGUCCAAGCUGAAGCACGUCGUGUUGGACGAAGUGGAUCGGAUGCUGGACAUGGGGUUUGCGGAAUCGGUGGAGGAGAUCCUCGGUGCUGCUUACAAGACUGGUCAACCUGGUGAUGGAGAGGAAGCCCCUAACAACCCCCAGACACUGCUCUUCUCAGCCACUGUCCCUCCCUGGGUCUACCAGACUGCAGUCAAGUACAUGCGCAAGGAUCUCAAGAAGGUCGACCUUGUAGGUAGGGACAGGAUGAAGACAGCUACAACAGUUCAGCAUCUGGCCAUCAACUGCAGCUAUUUUGACCGACCACAGGUCAUUAGUGAUGUCAUCAAGGUUUACGGGGGUUUGGACGGCCGCUGCAUGGUCUUCUGUGAGACCAAGAGGGAUGCCAACGAGCUGGCCAUGAGCUCUGACGUGAAGCAAGAGACGCAGGUCAUGCAUGGAGAUAUACCUCAGACACAGCGAGAGGUCACUCUAAAGGGUUUCCGAGAGGGCAAGUUCCAGUGUCUGGUCACCACUGACGUAGCAGCGAGGGGGUUAGACAUACCGGAAGUUGAUCUAGUCAUCCAGUGUAAUCCGCCGAGGGAUGUGGAUUCUUACAUCCAUCGAUCAGGGAGGACCGGGAGAGCUGGUCGUAAUGGAGUCUGUGUCUGUUUCUACAAGCGACAGGAAGAGAGGGAUCUACAGAAAGUAGAAUACAAAGCGGGCAUCAAGUUCAAACGAGUGUCGGCUCCCCAGCCAAGUGACAUCAUCAAGUCAUCCGUCAAAGAUGUUACAGAUUUACUGGGCGCUGUACAGCCCGAGAUGGUGGCUAUGUUCAAGAGUGCAGCAGAGGCCAUCAUAGCUGAGAAGGGGGCGGUGGCGGCGCUAGCGGCAGCUCUGGCUCACAUAACAGGUUCCACAGCCAUGAAGACAAGAUCACUGCUAACGGCAGAAGAGGGUAAGACCACGUUCCUCCUUGAGACGCAAUCGCAGCUGAUGGACAUCGGUGAUGUCUUCAAGACCCUUGGACGCUACAUUGACCGUGACUCACGGAAUGCCAUCAAGGGCAUCCGUCUGUGCAAGGAUCAGACUGCGGCAGUCUUUGAUGUUUCAGAUGACCACAAGGACUAUCUACUGUCAUUAUGGCAGGACACGUCUGAAGCUCAACUCACCAUCGCGACAGAACUGCCAGAGCUCCUCGUCCCUACCCAGUCGGGAUCCUUUGACGACCGAAGAGGAGGUGGAGGCUAUGGGGGAGGAAGGGGUGGAGGAUACAGGAGAGGAGGAGGAGGAGGAGGAUGGGGUAACAGGAGUGGUGGGGGCGGGAGAGGUCGAGGGGGAGGAGGAGGAUAUGGGGGACGAGGAAGGGGAGGAUGGAGUGGAAGUUACAAAAAGUUUUAAAAUCUGUAUCUCGCCAUAGCCUUUGUAUAAUGUGAUCAUUGAACCAUUCUCCUUUACUGCUAGGUAGUGUGUUGCCAUUGAACAGACUUUUAAAGCCCCACUGCACUAGUUUGGUCAGGAGGGAUUGGACCUCCCUGCAUGGUCACUGAAAGGUGGUUAUCUCAUCAAAUCAGCUGUCAAUUAACAUUAAGAAAAAGGGGACCAUGGGGGACUAAUGGUCACCGAUUAGGCAUUGUUUGCUAUACAGAGGGCACAAGUAGCUAUAAGUAGUGCAGUGGGGCUUUAAAGGUGUUUGCGAUCAUGUUGAUUUUCUGAUUAAGAUAAUCGACCUGAAUUUAAGGACAAAGCAUACUGUUUAUGCAGUGAUCGAUAGCAUUUUAUAGACACAUCUCCUUCUGGCGCAAAACUCUUCCAAGGGCAACAAGUUUCAGAUUUUCAAAUAUAACGUUAACACCCAGGUAUCCUAUGGAACAGGGACACUACUGAUUCAGCCAAUUUGAAGGACCUAACGUACAAUGAUUACAAUUGUCAAAAAAUGUAUUACUUUCUUAUUAUAUGACCAAUUUCAUUCAAACUUGCACCAGUCUGUUUCUGAUUUUCUGCUUUCUUUUAGAGUAGUUAUCAAUUGCAGUUUGAUUUCCUUUUACUCAGGAAAUGAUGACAAUUAAGUCAUGGAUUGGGUUCUAGUGGUCAGACAUGAAUUAUCUCGGUUGUCCAUAACAAUGACAAUGCUACCGAUCACUGC